Messenger RNA from Ceraceosorus bombacis, 1086 nucleotides. NCBI's taxonomy places the organism in Eukaryota, Fungi, Basidiomycota, Exobasidiomycetes, Ceraceosorales, Ceraceosoraceae. The record is from the annotation of a GenBank genome assembly.
AUGGCACGGGCGCAAAGAAGCCGAGAGCGAUACCACUCCGAAUCGACAGAUCAAGAGCGCGAGCGUUCACUUGGAGGAUUCGACCCUCGAAGCGGGCCACCCACAGCUUCUCGGGGAAUAGUGGCGGCCGCCAAUGCUGCACUUGCGAAUGCCAGAACAGCUCAUGCUCACGAUUGGACAGUAGUUGGAAACGUCUUGCCUAUGCCAUCUGACAUUCGGCGCUUCCCGAGAGAUGCGAUCAAUGGAGCUACGGAGUACACGUCUCAGCUCAUAGAGCUUGUCGCUGCGUAUCUCGGCUUGCAAUUACCCUUUGCAUUCGUUAACGACGCUGGUGCCCUUACUGCUCGACAAUGUCCGCUCUGGUCUCGUAGCAAAAUGUGAGUCGGCAUUCAAGUGACCUUACCUUGAAUCGUGGUGCAUUGCUUGAACAAAUCCAUUCCUGUUGCUCGCAGCCCUGAAGUAUCUUUGUACCUCUCUAAUUCUGCCUAUGACGUCUUGACUUCACCUUCUCCGCUUAGUGGAGGUCCGAGCAGUCUGGCAAUGUCCACUCUGUCCACACUCGAGUCUUUCGUACAGCUGCCGGGUGGCAACCACUUCUCUUGGGGUCUUGCGUCUAUGCUCGGAGGCAACGCAGGCCGCAACGAGGCAGGGUCAGCGUUACAGGACGAUGCACCGAACAAAAGGAUAUCUGCCUCCCAAAAUCAGUCACAGGCGCGGAACGCAGCAGCAGUGUCCAGCAGGGCGGCGGCUAUCAUCGGGGGUGAUGAUCCAGCAAACUCUGCUGCCUUCAACUUUGUUCAGCUAUUGACCAUCAUUGCCUACAAUGCUGCUUUCAUUGCGCAAAAGCAAGGCGUCGGUGUGGAUCUGCACGAAGCUGCUGGAAGCACUUUGCGUCUACUGUCCAGGGCGGUGACGAGCCCCGAACUCGGCAGGUGCGUCGGCGGGAGCUAUGGUGUCACUCGAUGAGAGGCAAACUGACAGAACUUGGUCUGCCUUUUGAUGUCACGUCAAAUGCAGGUACUCGCACGCCAGCUUUCAUGGCUCGAGUCAUCUCAAGGGCAUGUCCAUGGUCGAUCUGGACUUUGA